Messenger RNA from Trichosurus vulpecula (common brushtail), 5477 nucleotides. Its product is annotated as KIAA0319 like. The transcript is spliced from 21 exons. The record is from RefSeq and is a predicted model, not a curated record. Gene Ontology annotation, molecular function: protein binding. Bases 354 to 3722 code for a protein of 1122 amino acids. NCBI's taxonomy places the organism in Eukaryota, Metazoa, Chordata, Mammalia, Diprotodontia, Phalangeridae. Gene Ontology annotation, cellular component: plasma membrane; cytoplasmic vesicle.
GGGUGGAGGCCCAGGCCACAUCCGGCGGUCGCUGUCUGUCCGGGGAGGCUGAGGUGGAAGCCACCUGCCCCUGGGAGCGGAGUCGAGUGCCAGCCGCCUAGUGCUGGGCAGCCGAGGGCCGGAGCGAGCCAGCAAGGGAGGAGGGAAGCCGGUCUUCGCCUCUCCCUUGAGGCCGCCUGUCCAUCGUGUGGCCCCGGCUCAACCCGGCCCGGCCCGGCCUGGCCCAGUCCAGGCUGGUCCCGAGGCCCAACUCUCGCCUCCUCCAUGGAGCCAGAGGAGGAGGAGGCCGAGACUCGCCGAGGAGCCGCCGCCGCCGCCCGGUCCUGAGCCCCGGAGUCCUAUUUCUUCCUGUCAUGGAGACCAUGGAGAAGUUGGAAGUCAAAUUAGACACCGGUUCUUGGAUUUUAUCAGGAAGCUGUUGGCAAAGACCUGCAAAGUGGUUGAAAAUACUGCAUCUAUUUUAUGCAUGUCUUUGUCUCAGUGCUUUGUGUUCAUCAACAGAUGCCAGUGGGAGUAGGUGCCAUCUGGGGAACACUCAACUUGGGGUCAGCCUGAGGUCUUGGGGAGAAAAUCACCUCCAGCUUCUAGAGGGAUCUCAUUCUCUACAAUCAUGUUGGGCUGCCUGCUGCCAGGAUCACAACUGCCAUGUCUUUUGGUGGUUGGAAAAUCUAUGCAUGAAGGUGAACUGCAGUGAUCCCCAAAGCUGCCAGGUCUCCAGGACAGACACUUCUUACUCAAUGUUGGUGUUUUUACAUAAAGUGCAGACUGUGGAAGAUUUGGAUUUUCCACAUGAAAGAGAUACAGUGAACCUUCUAGAGCUAGGGUGGAGCAGGGCACUACAGAGGACCCGGAGGUCAUCUGAUUAUGAGCCGCUCUUAGAAAAGUCAUCAUCCCCUGGUGGUCCACUGAGUUCCAAAAAGAAACCUCAGCAAAGACACCUUCCUCGUGAUUUUGGCAAUGGGCCUUCCACAGAAACAGUAACAGAAUUCGCUAGUGACAGGGGGUCAAGUCAAGCCAACCCGAAGGAUCAGAAAAUUCCAGAGGCCCUUGAGGCUGGAUCAUACACACUCCUAGUCCAAGAAAACACCUCCUCAGCAGACAAUAUGAAUUUGAAAAAGUCAGGGCUGCAUUCGGAAAUAAAUAACUCCAGAGAUCUGGGCAGUUCAAGCACCAAUAACUCUGCAGAGGUCCACAAGGAAUUUCCCAGGCUGCUGGAAUCCCCUGAUCUGGUUACCUCUUCUAAUCCCUUAACCCUGGGCCUGUCAGCUACAGGGAAAACAGAGAAUCUCAGUCUGCUGACCAAUACAUCUGUCCAGCCUGACAUCUUAGAGGGGUCGAUUCCUACUCCCAGUUCUUUGCCGGAAAGAAACUUUGGGAAUAAUCACAUCACUACCUCUUUGCCACCGAUUCCAUCCCAUCCUGAUAACAUCCCUACUCACCAGACUACCCCUACUUCUUUCCCAAGCACUGUGGCACCAACCCCAGGUAUAAAGGAGUUGGUAGUAUCUGCAGGAGACAGUGUAGAGAUGACCCUGCCCAAGAAUGAAGUUCAGUUAAAUGCCUUUGUCAUCCCAGCACCAGAGGAAGGCAAAGUCUACUCCUACGAGUGGAAGCUGAUUACUCACCCUGCCAACUACAGCGGGGAGAUGGAAGGACAGCACUCCCAGGUCCUCAAGCUCUCCAAGCUCACCCCGGGUCUGUAUGAAUUCAAAGUGGUUGUACAUGGCCAGAAUUCUUACGGGGAGGGAUAUGUGAAUGUGACGAUAAAUCCAGAGCCCCAUGUGAAUCAGCCCCCUGUUGCUGUUGUGUCACCACAAUUCCAGGAGAUCUCUCUGCCAACCACUUCCACAGUCAUUGAUGGCAGUCAAAGCACAGAUGAUGAUAAAAUUGUUCGAUACCACUGGGAAGAACUGAAGGGGCCCCUGAGAGAAGAAAAGGUAUCUGAAGACACUGCCAUACUAAAACUGACCAACCUGGUCCCAGGAAACUAUACCUUCAGUCUGACAGUGGUGGAUUCAUUUGGAGCCAGCAGUUCAACCACCGCCAGCCUGAUGGUGAACAAGGCAGUGGAUUACCCUCCUGUGGCCAAUGCAGGCCCCAACCAAGUGAUUACCCUUCCUCAGAACUCCAUCACCCUGUAUGGGAAUCAGAGCACCGAUGACCAUGGCAUUGCCAGCUAUGAGUGGUCUCUCAGCCCAAGCAGCAAAGGGAAAGUUGUGGACAUGCAGGGUGUGAGAACCCCAGCCCUGCAACUUUCUGCAAUGCAAGAAGGAGACUACACCUAUCAGCUCACUGUAACUGAUACAGCAGGACACCAAGCCACCACAGAGGUCAUUGUUAUUGUCCAGCCAGAGAACAACAAGCCACCCCAGGCAGAUGCUGGCCCAGAUAAAGAACUGACCCUUCCUGUUGACAGCACAACUCUGGAUGGUAGCAAAAGCCUGGACGACCAGAAAAUCAUCUCAUACCUCUGGGAGAAAACACAGGGCCCUGAUGGUGUGCGACUCGAAAAUGCCAACAGUUCCAUAGCAACUGUGACUGGCCUCCAGGUGGGAACCUAUAUAUUCACCCUUACUGUCAAAGAUGAAAGGAACCUGCAGAGCCAGAGCUCCGUCAGUGUCAUUGUCAAAGAAGAAAUGAACAAGCCACCUGUGGCCAGAAUAGUUGGGAAUGUUGUGAUAACUCUGCCCACUGAUACAGCCGAGCUGGACGGAUCCAGGUCCUCUGAUGACAAGGGCAUAGUCAGUUACCUCUGGACUAGGGAUGAAGGAAGUCCAGCAGCAGGGGAAGUAUUAAAUCAUUCUGACCAUCACCCCAUUCUAUUCCUCUCUAACCUGGUGGAAGGAACUUACACAUUUCACUUGCGAGUGACUGAUGCAAAGGGUGAGAGUGACACAGACCGGACUACUGUGGAUGUGAAACCUGACCCCAGAAAGAAUAACCUGGUGGAGAUGAUCCUGGACGUCAACGUCAGCCAACUAACAGAGAGGCAGAAGGGGAUGUUCAUUCGGCAGAUCGGUGUCCUCCUGGGGGUGCUGGAUUCUGACAUCACUGUGCAAAAGAUCCAGCCUUAUACAGAGCAGAGCACGAAGAUGGUGUUUUUUGUACAGAAUGAGCCUCCACACCAGAUCUUUAAAGGCCAUGAUGUUGCAGCAAUGCUCAAGAGUGAGCUGAGGAAGCAGCAAACAGAUUUCCUGAUCUUUCGAGCCCUGGAAAUCAAUACCGUCACAUGUCAGUUGAACUGUUCUGAUCAUGGCCGCUGCGAUUCUUUCACCAAGCGCUGUAUCUGUGACCCUUUUUGGAUGGAGAACUUCAUUAAAGUGCAGCUGAAAGAUGGAGAGAGCAACUGUGAAUGGAGCGUCCUCUAUGUCAUCAUUGCCUCGUUCGUCAUUAUUGUUGCAUUGGGGAUCCUGUCCUGGACCAUGGUCUGCUGCUGUAAGAGGAGAAAAGGGAAACCCAAGAGGAAAAGCAAGUACAAGAUCUUGGAUGCCACAGAUCAGGAAAGUCUGGAGCUAAAACCAAACCCCAGAGCAGGGAACAAGCAGAAGGUACCCAUCCUGAACAGCAGCCUGAUGCACUCAGAAUCCGAACUGGAUAGUGAUGAAGCUAUCUUCACCUGGCCAGAUCGAGAGAAGGGCCGAUUACUUCGUGGCCAGAAUGGCUCUCUGCGCAAUGGACAGGCUCCACUCAAGCCCAAGACCCCCAGAGAGGAGAUCUUGUAGCCACCUUGUGCUCCUGAGAGGAACGGGAAACAAGGGAGCAGAGGGGGAGGGAGGCAGGAAAUGUCUCUGUUUUAGGGAGGAAGGGACAGCGAAAGCUUGAGAGGUCCAGGCUGCUAAGUCAUUUCCAAGAGAGAGAGAGAGAGAGAAAGAGAGAGAGAGAGAGAGAGAAUGAGAAUGAAUGUGUGUGUGCGCGCGUGCAUGCGUGUGCAUGCACACACGUGCGCAUUCCAUUCUUUCUCCUGUAUUCUCUCUUCUCCUUCCCUCCCCCAAUUCUGAACAGAACUGGUUGUACUUGAAUCCAGACAUCUCUAAGGAACUCCAGAGGAAACUGUGAACGAAGAGACUUCUUCUUCCCCAGGACUUAGCACCCAACCGAAAGGACCUCGCUGAGCUGCUCAGCUCAGGACCCCUUCUUCUGGGGUGAGGCCAGGGCAGGGUUGGGGAGGACAUAGUGUAAGCAGUUCUAGAAGUAUCGUUCCAGGGGAGCUUCCAGCCUCCCCUGUCUUCCUUCAUUCCCUCCUCUUCUCCUUGCUCCCGUCUCCCCCAUCCUUGGAUGUGGCUGCUUGUCCUGAGUCCUUCCUAGAGCCUAGACUGGCAGGCCACAAGGAAAAGUAGCACAGCAGAACCUCUUCCUCUUCCCCCUGCCCCAGUCCCUCCAGACGAAACUCCAGGAUCCUGAUGCCCCUGGGACAGCUUGGAACAUGAAUCUUUUGUUGUGUUUAAAUUAUUUUGUCCUUUCACUGAAAUAAAGAGAACUGAGCCUCCCCCUUGAGCACUGAUGGAGCAAGGCUAUGGGUGAGAGGCAUCUCUAGUUGUUUACGAGCUAGGCGUUCCCCUUGGGAGCCCAGGCUUACUCAGCCUCUUCCACUCCCCUGCCACCACCACUGCCCUCUGCUCAAUCUGGCAGAUGUGGAACACUCACUGUCCACCAGCAUCUGUUGGGGCCCCUAGUGACAGGAGCACAGAUGGCCCCUGGAUCCCCUCAUCAUCCGAGCCCUGGUUUCCCCCACUUCAGUCAGUUUUUUUCUCCACUUAGGCAGUGGAAGGAGAGAAGAAGGCUGCCUGAAGGACAGGGCUGGGCCCAUUCGUUUCAGGGAUGCCUGCAUCCCUGAUGCUUUUUUAGUUCCCAUGCCUGACCUACUUUCAGAGCAAACAUCUGGCAGGUGCCCACGUUGUGGUGGAUUCACCUGAACUUGAAUAAUUUGUGCCCCGUAUUCUCCCAUUCUGGCUCAUGGCCAAUUUCCUCAAGCCCCUGAAGCCAGGACUCCCUCCCUGUCCUGCAAGGCUGGCAUCAGAAUGAAGGUGGUCACUGGAAUUGGCAGAAAUGUAGCAGCAGUGUGUGUCUGUGUGUGCACACAAGAGUGUGCCUGUGUGUGUGCACACAUGACAUAGAUGAGAAUGAGGAUUUUACUCAUUUCUAUUUUCUCACUGUGUAUCAUUGUUCAUUCUCCAUCAGAAUGUCACUCCUCGUCUGUUGGAUCUGUUUGCACACUUCAGGGCCCAAUUCUUUGCCUGGAAAAUUCUCCUUGGGCAAGGAGGCCUGCUGUGCAUCUCUGCCUUGCUGAUAACAGCUUUGCCCUCUGUUUCUGGGUGCCGGAGGUUUGGGGGAAAACUUUUUUUAAAAGAUAAAAAAAUUUAUACUACUGCACUACAGACUUGAUGUGAAAUGAUUAAACAUGCUAUUUAAUUUUUCUUGUAGCCCACUGAAUGUAGUCAUGCCUUCUUGCUAACUUUAUUGAAUUUUCAGCAAAACCA